UCAAACUCUAUUCAAAAUUUGGCCAUAUAAAUGGAGAGACAUUUUACUCAGAAAUCAUUCCACUCUCAGCUUCUCAUUCAUCCAUCACACAGCAAAAUAUACAUUUUUCGGGAACCUUGCAAUGAUUUCUGGAUACAACAAGAUGUUGAUGGCCAUCCUUUUGGCAUCAAUCUACCCUGGCUCCCUUGGCGAUGCUCCCGUCCACUCCUCCCCCUCCGUCGGCAGUGCUGGUUAUCCAAGCUAUUACAGCGUCGAGACUGACACCUCGCAUCAUGGAUAUGCACCCUCUCAAGGCUACGAAUCCCCACCAUCUCCGCCAUCCGUAGCGUAUGGAACUCCUAAAUCGCCCGUGGUGUAUGGGCCCCCUGGGCCUUACGAUGCCAGUCAGCAUGACCAAGCCUACAGUCUCAAGGAGGAAUCACCAUUCAUCCAACAACGCUUAUUCAAUACCGCUGUGGCCCUAACAGUUCCUCUCUUUUCGUUCCAACUUCCUCGAAGAGCUCCCACUCACGGGGGCGUGGACUUGGCCAACCAAGCCAUAUUCGGUGUAUUUGUUUUGUUCGUGGUCGCGCUCGUCUUUGCCGUCCCCAUCUUGUUCACCGAACCAACUGGUGAUCUCCACACAGGACGCAGCAGUGAUCGUGAUGGAAUUCUUAACCAUUUGAUGGCAAACAAUAAAGUGUUUAAUUUCAUGGGAGCAGAUUUAAGCAACAAAAUCGGACUCGAUACUACGAAAUGUUUACAAAAGAGCAUUUGUGAAGCUCAUCGUACUCCAAAAAAAUAUGGAAUGAUUGCUACACCCUUCCAAAUGUUCUUUCCACCACCAGUGAAUGGAACCGAUGCCACUUCGACCAUCUUCCAACUCGCUGCUAAAGAUGGAAAAUUCACAAAGAAAGACUGUGGGAAAAAGUAUCAAUGUUUCUUUGACACUUUGGACUUGGCAGCGUAUGCAGUCGAUUGGUGGAAACAUGCUGGUGAUCCAAACUACGUCCUACAACUAUAAUACAUCAGCGACAUUAACGUUGCAAGAACAAUUGAACAAAAAAGAGAAAGACCAUUUAGGCGGUGUAACCUUUAGGGAAAAUAUUUAUUCUGACCACAAUUCCAAUUUAUUUAAAUGUUAUUUAUUUGAGAGGCAAAUAAACCGUGUGUAUCCA
Molecule: messenger RNA, 1157 nt
Organism: Folsomia candida
Lineage: Eukaryota; Metazoa; Arthropoda; Collembola; Entomobryomorpha; Isotomidae
Exons: 4
Coding region: 122-1003 (293 amino acids)
Source: RefSeq, a predicted model, not a curated record